Messenger RNA from Auanema sp. JU1783, 561 nucleotides. Lineage: Eukaryota; Metazoa; Nematoda; Chromadorea; Rhabditida; Rhabditidae. The record is from the annotation of a GenBank genome assembly.
AUGUUUUCUAUCAGACAACUCUGUAUUCUUAUUAUUCUCUUAACUGGCACAUCGGCGAAGAAGCACCGAAGCGUUCAUGUCAGACCACACCGUUCCUGCUCGGAUCCUCCAAACUUGAAGGAACAACUUGCGGAAUGGAUGCGUGAGUCCAUGGAAGGAGCUUCCCCGGAUCAAGUAGAAGAUGACUGGAAUCCACCAGUUGAGGAACCUCCAAUUUGUGAGAGAUCUCCAAAAGCUGAAGGGGAAACAACAGUUAUGCAACGAGCUUUAUGCCCGUGGAGUACAAGAGUGAAUUUCGAUGACACCAGAGAACCUAAGAUCCUCUCUGAGUCUUUCUGCUUGUGUCGUAGAAGUCGUGGAGCUUCAGGUGCCUUCUGUCUACCAAUCACUCAAGAGGUUCCUGUUCUCCGGAGAGCAUCAUGUGAUCCAACAUCCGGUCAUUGGCAAUAUAUAAAAAGUAAAGAAACCAUAACUAUCGGAUGUCAUUCGGUUUUACCACGCACCCAACGGGCAACUCCUUUAAGCAAACACUAUAGGUUAUCUCAAGAUCUUGUUUUGUAA